GAAAGCAGUCAUGCUGGAGAUGUUGGAGGUGAUUGGGGAACUGGAGGAAGAGUGUUAUUUCCAGCCUGCUGCUCUUUCUGAUAAGAGAGAGAUGGAUACUCUCAUGAGUGAAUGUAACGAUUUGUUCGAGAAGGGGUGCACUCAGGGAGUUUUACUUGUGAAGAGUUGGGGCGGUGAGCUGCCAGCCAGUAUGGUGGCGGAUGGGCACUUUCUUCUCGAUCGACCGCCGUUACCGUCUCAAGCGGAGUCCGCAUCUACACUGUCAAUGGAGGUGAGUGAUCCCCUCUGCACCAUGGAUUUUGUUGACGACACGACAUCAACAAUAGGGGUGGCAUCGCAGAUUACCACAGUGACUGCUAUACCAACUACAAUAUCUGCAACUGCGACGAUUCCGCUCUGCACCAUGGGUAUUCUCGACGACACGACAUCAACAACGGGAGCAGAAUCUCAGAUUAUAACUGCUACAUCGACUACAGCAUCUGCUCCCGUUUGCAUCACGUAUCACUGCUACAUCGACUACAACAUCUGCAACUGCGGAGAUUACUCCCGUUUGCAUCACGGAGAUAUCAAACGAACCGGGGGCUUUUUCCGUUCGAAGGGUUGCUUCGGUGGGUAUCUCGAUGAUAUCUAAUGGAGCCGGGGUGCUUAAUAAUCAAGCAUCCACAACAUC
Messenger RNA from Chara braunii, 670 nucleotides. The record is from the annotation of a GenBank genome assembly. NCBI's taxonomy places the organism in Eukaryota, Viridiplantae, Streptophyta, Charophyceae, Charales, Characeae.